UCGUCGUCCUCCUCAGGUUAAAACCCAAGCCCACUACUCACUGGGAGGAGUCGCAUAGUAACCCCGAAAAGCAGCCAAGCCAAACAAAACCUAAACACUGAAAAAAGCCUAAAAAAAAAAAAAACACCAAAAAAACCAAAUUUUUUUGGAGAGCGAAAACGAAAAAUAUUACACAAAGGGCUCUUAAUAGAGAGGGACUCGACAACGAGUUCAUGGCUUGCAUUUGCAGGGAGGUGUCGUAUUUUAGGGUUAAUUCAUGUCGUUUUGAUUGAGGUCAAAGACGUUGAGGGAGGGUUCGAAGCUUCAAAACCCUAGGAGAGAGAUAGAGAGGUAACGAGAGUGUUAAAAAGAGCGGGAACGUUUCAGGUGUUCUCCGGUUUUUUUCCCCUAGCUCCCAAUUGUUCGACUCCCUAACCCAAUUUAGGUUUUUUUCGUGCUAAAUUUUUGUUUUGGAAAACCUAGAAUUUGAGUAAUGCUUGCAAUUAGGGCACAAUUUCCGUGAUUCAAUGCGUUUAGGGUUUCCGUUUGUUUCUCUUGUGGUAUUCUAUACGCAUUUGGAUUGAAUGCUUGUGGAUUUACGUGGUAUUCACCAAUAUCUUCUUUUUGCAUCAAUGGGAAAGGCCAGCCUGUAGACUUUUAGGUAGGGAUGCAUGGAUGUAACUCAGGAUCUGCUCUCUUAGUAAAUGCUGAGGUUGAUUCCAUGGGAGGGGUUGUUGACAGCGGAGUUGGGAUUGGUGUCAAAACCUCUCCGCGCAGAGCAGCUAUUGAGAAGGCUCAAGCAGAGCUUAGGCAGGAGUAUGAUGUUCGCGAGGAAAGGAGAAGGGAACUAGAGUUUCUUGAGAAAGGUGGCAAUCCCUUGGAUUUCAAAUUUGGCAAUGCAGCUUCAGUUAGUGUCCAGUCUACUUCUCUCACUGAUCAGCAAGCAGAACAUUUUGUUACCAGUGAAGCAAAAGGUAGUUUUUCACUGACUGCCUCACCUCAUGGUGAUUCUGUAGAGAGUAGUGGUAGACCAGGGGUUCCUGCAGUUUGUGAACCCAAUAGUGCUGAUAAUCUCUUACUUUUUGAUGGUGAAAAUGAGUUUCCUGAAGGUGAAAGGAAGCCUACGCAUCCUCGUAAGAGGAAUACUGUUGUUCCAUCAGAGCAAUCUUCUCAGAUGGAUGGGACUCAAAAUGCCAAGGAAUCAGAAGAUUCUGCUAUUUUUCGCCCAUAUGCUCGAAGGAACAGGUCCAAAAUAAAUCGAGAUGGGGCUCGAUCAAGUUCAACAGAUAUGGUUCAAGGUCGAGGUGGUCAUGGCUCUUCUUUACCUGCUCGUGUAGCAUCAAAGGAUGUGAAGGCUAUGACAUCUGAAACAAAUAACCAAAAGGACAAGAACAUACCCUCUGUUAAUACCACAAAACCUGCAACAUCAAAUGGUGAUUUGGCUUCAAAGUUGAUAACUUCUGAUAAUCAGUUGAAUAUGGAGUUGGAUGGUGGGCAGGGUGCUGAAGAAACAACUGACCCAUCAAAAGGUGAUCUAUCUGAAAGCAAGGUUGAUGUUACAGUUUCAAAAAGCUUGAUAGAUGACCUGCCUAAUGAAUCUGCUCAAGUGGAGGCUAAUAAAUGUCCAGUUAACUUGUCUUUUGAGGAACCUGAUCUUGUCGGAGGGAAGGAGCAGGUGGUUUCAACUGGUCUUCAAUGUCCACCUGGUACAGGUGCAACAAAAGCUGAAAAUGAAACUAGUUCUAAUCAGCUAAAUGGGCUUGGUGAUGCUAAAAGUGAUCAGAAAAACAUACCAAAUGAAGGGCAAAAUAGCAGUGUGGCAAUGGGGACGAAGGGAUUAGAUUCGGUGUCCUCCUGCACUCAAAACGGCUUAAGCUUAGAUGUAAAUAAUGAUAAUGAUGUGUGUAUUAAUCCUAAAAAUGUUGAUUCUAAUGGAAAGCUCAUGGAGCAAACAUCAGAAAAAGAUGAGUUGGUAAACAUAGCUGUUGGUGAAUUGGCAAAAGAAAACAAUGAGAUCAAGGCUGUUGAUAAUGGUGCUAUUUUUCUUGAUACUUCUGUGAAUCAAAAUCACUCUCUGAAUGAUUCUAUUGUCAAAGUCGAGGAAGAAAAUAGAUCUGUAUUUCACAAUGAGGCGAGUUGUCCUUUCAACAAUGGGGCGCAACAAAGCAUUCAUGCUUUAUCAGAAGCUGAUAGGAAAGUUAGUACUGUGCUGGGUGAUAAUUCUAACUCCAACAAGGAAAAUUUUUCUGCUAGUAGGCCUCAAGGUACAAUGGAUAACAAUAUUUGUGAGAUUGCUGAGACAACUUUGUCUGGAAGGACCUCUACUGCUAAUGCUGAUACUGAAAUUAGUUCAGAUAAUCAUAUGAAAGUGGCGGACAAGGCACAUGAAGAUUCCAUCUUGGAAGAGGCACGGAUUAUAGAGGCUAAGCAGAAUAGGAUUGCAGAGCUAUCUGUUGGUACCUUUCCUUUGGAGAAUCGCCGAAAAUCUCAGUGGGACUUUGUCCUUGAGGAAAUGGCAUGGUUGGCAAAUGAUUUUGCUCAGGAGCGCCUUUGGAAGAUGACUGCUGCAGCUCAAAUAUGUCGACGUGUUGUUUUUACUUUGCGAUUGAAAUUCGAAGAACAAAAUCAGCAUCGGAAACUUAAAAGAGUAGCUUUAACCAUUGCUAAUGCUGUUAUGGACUUUUGGCAUUCAGCAGAGGUGCUUCUAAAUAGUAAGGUUGCAAGUUUUGGUCCAAAAAACUGUAGCCAUGAUUUGGUGGUAUCACAGGCUAGUGAAGUUCUUAAGAAGACUGCUGAACUUGAUAUGGAUAUGAAUAAGGAGCAGCAGCAGCACCACCCUGGAAAUAAGUAUGAACUUGCUAUUCAGGCAUAUGCUCUUAGAUUUUUGAAGUAUAGCAGCUCCCCUGUUCCAUCACUUCAAGCUGAAGCACCAGCAACUCCAGACAGGAUGUCUGACUCAGGCAUGAUGGACAUUUCUUGGGAUGAACACCUAACAGAAGAAAGUCUCUUCUAUGCAGUUCCUUCAGUUGCUAUGGAAACCUACCGAAGAUCUAUUGAAUCUUAUUUGGUACAGACAGAGAAAACUGGGAGUAGCGUGCAAGAGGAGAUUGAAACAUCUGUUUAUGAUGCUGGAGCUGAGUUUGGAUAUGAUGACUUUGUGUAUGAUGAGGAUGAAGGAGAAACAAGUACGUAUUAUUUGCCUGGAGCCUUUGAAGAUAGCAAACCAUCAAAAUUAAACCAGAAGCGGAAGAACCCAAUGAAAUUAUAUCCUGCAAUACCAUAUGAAAUGGGUGCUGAUUUGCCAUAUGGAAACUGUUCUCAACAGUCCAUGUUGAUAGGUAAAAGGCCUGCCAGUAGUCUAAAUGUCGGUCCAAUUCCAACGAAACGUGUACGUACUGGUUCCAGGCAGAGGGUCUUAAGUCCUUUUAGCAGUGCAGCUGCUGCUGGGGGUUUACAGGCUCCAACAAAAACUGAUGCUUCCAGUGGAGAUACUAAUUCUUUUCAGGAUGAUCAGAGUACUUUGCAUGGAGGAUUCCAGAUCCAGAAAAGCAUGGAGGUUGAAUCAGUUGGGGACUUUGAAAGGCAGCUACCAUAUGACUGUGCAGAAACACCAACAAAACCUAAAAAGAAGAAAAAACCCAAGAACUUCGGUUCUGCAUACGAUCAUGGUUGGCAGCUGGAAUCUACAGUUCAUAAUGAACAGAGGGAGUAUUCCAAAAAGAGACCGAAGAGUCAUCGUUUUGGUUCUAGUGGGACUAGUGUUUUAUAUGGGCAACAUAAUUCCAAGAAGCCAAAGAUUAUGAAGAAACAGUCAGAUAACGCUUUUGACAUUGCUCCAAGUGGAUCUAUUCCUUCACCUGUAGGGUCCCAAAUGAGUAAUAUGUCCAACCCUGGCAAAAUUAUUAGAGUAAUUCAUAGUCUUGACAGAGGUAGAAAAGCCAAAACACCUAAGAUGUCUGCUGGUCAGCCUGGUUAUGGUAGUCCCUGGUCAUUAUUUGAAGAUCAGGCACUUGUUGUCCUUGUACAUGACAUGGGUCCAAAUUGGGAGCUUGUAAGUGAUGCCAUCAACAGUACCCUUCAAUUUAAGUGCAUAUUUCGCAAGCCUAAAGAAUGUAAGGAACGCCAUAAGAUUUUAAUGGAUAGGAGUGGAGAUGGAGCUGACAGUGCUGAUGAUUCAGGGUCUUCUCAGUCAUAUCCGUCCACAUUACCUGGCAUUCCAAAGGGAAGUGCCAGACAGUUGUUUCAAUGUUUGCAAGGGCCGGUGGAAGAGGAUACUCUUAAGUCUCAUUUUGAAAAAAUUAUACUUAUUGGCAAGAAACUGCACUACCGGCGGACUCAGCAUGAUAACCAGGAUCCGAAGCAGAUAGUGCCAGUCCACAAUUCUCAUGUUAUUGCUCUUUCACAAGUCUGCCCAAAUAACCUAAAUGGAGGGGUCCUAACGCCUCUUGAUCUUUGUGAUGCCAUUGCAUCAAGCCAAGACGCACCCCUUGGAUAUCAAGAUUCUCAUGCUAGUGGUUUAGCAAUAUCGAAUCAAGGAGCUGUGGGAUCAAUGCUUCCUGCCUCUGGAGCAAAUUCAUCUCUGCAGGGAUCUUCUGGCAUGGUUCUUGGCAGUAAUCUAUCAUCACCGUCUGCCCCACUCAAUGCAUCUGUGAGGGAUGGUAGAUAUGGUGUUCCAAGAACAUCUUUGCCUGCUGAUGAGCAGCAUAGAAUGCAACAAUAUAAUAAAAUGUUAUCUGGCAGGAAUAUUCAGCAGUCCAAUUUGUCUCUCCCUGGGGCUGUUUCUGGAUCAGAUCGCGGUGUUCGUAUGCUAUCAGGUGGAAAUGGUAUGGGCAUGAUGUGUGGGAUAAAUAGAAGCAUGCCAAUGUCAAGGCCAGGCUUCCAAGGAAUGGCAUCGUCGGCAAUGCUAAAUUCUGGCAGCAUGCUCUCCUCCAAUAUGGUGGGAAUUUCAAACCCUGUAAAUAUGCACUCUGGACCAGGUUCUGGUAAAGGAAACUCGAUGUUGAGGCCUCGGGACACCAUGCACAUGAUGCGUCCUGGCCACAAUCCAGAGCAUCAAAGGCAAUUAAUGGUACCUGAGCAGCAAAUGCAGGCUCAAGGGAACAGCCAGGCAAUUCCUGCUUUCAAUGGGUUGAGUUCUGCUUACCCUAAUCAAUCAACUGCACCACCUGUUCAGUCGUCUCAAGGUCAUCCCCAGCAGCAGCAGCAAAUGCCUUCACAGCAGUCUCAUAUGUUGAGCAACUCUCAUCAUGCUCAUCUUCAGGGUUCCAAUGGGUCACAGCAGCAAGCAUAUGGCAUGCGCUUUGCUAAAGAAUGGCAAAUGCAGCAGCAGCAGCAGCAGCAGCAGCAGCGUCUUAUGCAUCAGCAACAGCCACAGCAACAGUUUGCUGCAUCUAGUGCUUUGAUGCCACAAGUCCAACCUCAGACCCAACUUCCCAUAUCUUCUUCUCUCCAGAAUAGUUCUCAGAUUCAAUCUCAAGCUUCUACUCAGCCAGUGUCACUCCCCCCUCUAACACCAUCUUCACCAAUGACUCCUAUGUCAUUGCAGCACAAACAGAAACAUCAUUUGGCCCCUCACGGGCUUGGUAGGAAUCCCCAACCUGGUGCUAGUGGGUUGAACAAUCAGAUAGGCAAGCAACGGCAGCGGCAGCCCCAGCAGCAGCAGCAGUUUCAACAAUCUGGCAGGCACCAUCCUCAGCAACGGCAACAAACACAGUCUCAACAGCAAGCUAAACUUUUGAAGGGAGCUGGAAGAGGGAACAUGCUGGUGCAUCAGAACCUUUCUGUUGAUCCUGCUCAUCUGAAUGUCCUUAACAUGGCCCCUGGGAACCAAGCUGCUGAGAAAGGAGAGCAAAUGAUGCACCUGAUGCAAGGUCAAGGCUUGUAUUCUGGGUCUGGUACGAGCCAUGUUCAACCAUCUAAAUCUCUAGUUUCUUCUGAGUCUUCAAAUCAUUCCCUGCCACAGCAAAAGCUAUUUUCUGGGGCAGCAACCCCUUCUACAAAGCAACUCCAGCAGAUGGCUUCCCUUUCUGAUAAUAGUUCUCAAGGUCAGGUGUCCACAGUGCAUUCUGGUCAUACACUAUCAGCUGUGCAUCAAUCCAUCCUGCCAGCAGCUACGGGUCCAAACCACCAGCAUUUGCAGCUACAUUCACAGGCACACCAAAAGCAGGUUAAUCAAAACCAACCUACCAGUCAAAGGAUGCUUCAACAGAAUCGACAAUUGAAUUCUGAUCCUCCCAGCAAAUCUCAAGCUGAGCCAGCCCAAGCUGACCAACAGCCCAUGAACAAUACUUCACAGAUGGGUACAACCACAACCAUGGCAAUGUCUCAGGCCGCCAUUGAUUCACCUAACAGCACUGUAUUGGUUGUUUCUCCUUCUGUUGGUUCUCAGUGGAAAUCAUCAGAGCCAGUGUAUGAUCCUGGUAUCCCAAAUACGGCCACUCAAGUGGGACCCAUAGGAAGCCUUCCUCUUACAAAUUCAGCUGGUCGCGAUCCAGUACCUUCUGUCAGCCAAGGGUUAGGGCAGAGACAAUUAUCAGGUGGCUUACCCCCUCAUGGAAAUAAUGCUGGGGCACAGUGGCUGCAACAGCCACAGAUACAACGAUCUCCCACACCGCCACCAUCUCAACAACAUUAUCAGCCUCAAGAGCAAUUAAAACAAGAUCAGCAUAAUUCACCCCCACAACAGCUGCCAUUGCAGCAGCAGUCACAACAGCAAACUCCUCAUCUGCAAGCAGUACAGGGCAGCUUUUGUCACAGGCCUUCUAAUUCUAAGCUGGAAUGAAGCAAUCUAGUGGAUGGAGCAGUUCCAACAGCAAUGGCCCCCGCUAGGAUUGGGUUUUCAUGCCCUUGUGACAGCAGUGUACAGAUGAAGCUGGUUAAUCCAUUAAGGCAUUGCAACGUGGAAAGAGGUGGUUGAUAUUUGCAGGUUAGAAAUACACAGAAAAAGUGUUGGACCUUUUUUUUUUUGUUUCUAUUUUCUUUUUGGGUUUUGGGGGAUUAUGUAUAUUACCACUGGUUUAGAGCAUUGGGAAGAUGGAGACAGAUAUAGAGGCCAUGUACAUAGGUCACAUCUCCCUUUUCUUCUACUUUCCUCCCUUCCUUUUCCAUGGUCUCCCUGCUCGUGCAGAGGGGCCCUAUUUCUUUUUUGCCCCAGUAGAUUAGUGCAUGAAUUAUUACCCUUUCAGAUCAAGUGGGUAGCAAUCAUUUUUAUGGGCCAAAGCCUUCGGAAAUUUUGUGAAUAUAAGGUUUCUGGUGUACACACUGGUCACUGGUAGUGGAAUGAACGGCACCUGUCAACGCCAUGGGCACCCAAUGAAUUUCUGUAAUUAGUAACAGUCCUAAGAUUUUGAUAAUGCAACAGCCCUUUAAUCACUGCAUUCCCUUCAUUUCCAUUUGCUUCUGGGUCUACAAAAAUACUAAUCACAAACCUUUUGUUUUUAUUACUUGGAAGUAUUGUAGUCGAAUUUCACUGUCAUGUCAAAUAUCUUACUGUGACAUUGAUCUGCGUUCACGGUUAUGUUUAAGCAUACUACUUGAAUGGCUCAUACAUGGAGAAACACUUGAUUGUUCAGUUCAGUUAAACAAGGAAAUUAAAUUAGAUAAAAUUGCAAGGGCCAAGCAAAGAAAGCAAGAGAAUGAGAUGCAUUACAGCUUUCUGGGCAUUGUAAACACAAUGUUGAUAGCAAUACCACCAUACCACCAUACCACAACUGCUUUAACAAUAAUCAGCCAAUGCUUCAAAUUAAAUCUCUUGUAAACAAACGUCAAAGUGGCACCUAAUGAAACACUCUUGAAAAGGAACGUCCAAGCAUACAAAGAUCACGCAUUUAUUAUAGUUAUAAACCGCUUCUGUUUUAGUUGCACUCUCGGCUUCGAUUCUGUUUUAGGCAUCUGAUUUCAAGCUUACGAGUGGAUGUUGAAAUCUCCGGUCAAGACUUGAUAGCAAUUAAAAAUCAUAAAUAUCUUGUAUGUUCACUAGCCUCUAAGUACAAAAACGCUGUGACAUAACCUCUUCUUUUCAAUGUAUGUAUUUACUGUUAUAAAUGAGUGAGCUCAAUUAUUUGUUCUUUAUAACAGCCCGAGUAAACAAAGGGGGAAAAAAAUUCAUACUAUGUACAGUAACUAGACAACUAUCAGCACAACUUCAUCUAUUUCCAUUUAUCUCACAGCUGUCACUCAUCAACCCCGACUGCCAAUUCCAAGAACCAAAAAAAAAAAAA
This is a messenger RNA of Durio zibethinus, 8198 nucleotides long. RefSeq names its product chromatin modification-related protein EAF1 B-like. Gene Ontology annotation, cellular component: NuA4 histone acetyltransferase complex. The record is from RefSeq and is a predicted model, not a curated record. NCBI's taxonomy places the organism in Eukaryota, Viridiplantae, Streptophyta, Magnoliopsida, Malvales, Malvaceae.